This is a messenger RNA of Spirodela intermedia, 2689 nucleotides long. Lineage: Eukaryota; Viridiplantae; Streptophyta; Magnoliopsida; Alismatales; Araceae. The record is from the annotation of a GenBank genome assembly.
AUGGCGACGGCGGGGUCGCCGUCGACGGAGAAGGAGGAUGAGAGCGAAAAUUCUGGCUCCGUGGUGGUGGUGGUGGAGGACGACGAGGCUGUCGGCGGCGGCGGCGGCGGCAGCAGCCGUUGCAGGAUCUUCGGCUUUUCCUUCCACUGCGCCGGCGAUAUGCCGGGAGCGGCGAAGCACUCGCCGGAGGAGGAACCGCAGGCGCCUGUGACGCACCAGUUCUUUCCGGUGCCCGGCGAUCGACCUGUCGGGGGAGCGGGGGGCGCUGCCACGGCCGGCUUCCCACUUCCCCCGGGCCACCUGGUGAAAUUCUCUCAGGAGCCAGUUCUGGCGGCGGCGGCGGGGGGAGUGGCGAUGAAGAAGAGCCGCCGUGGUCCUCGGUCACGGAGCUCGCAGUACCGCGGGGUCACCUUCUACCGGAGGACCGGCCGCUGGGAAUCCCACAUCUGGUUCGUCUUUCUCUCACCAGAUUUGCCUCUUUCUGAGCGCCACGCCCUAAAUUUCCCAGGGAUUCCUGUUACUCGGAGAACAUUGGUUGAUUGAUUGAUUCUUCCCCAAAUUUUCGGCGCAGGGACUGCGGCAAGCAGGUUUAUCUCGGUAAUUCCCCUGCGAAUUCGAUGGGCAUUUCUCGAUCUUCAUCACCUCAUUCCUCGCCUUGGAUGAUCUCGACUACGACCGGUUCCCCUUCGAGUCGGAUGCUAUUUUCUCAGAUCCUUCCACCUUCUUAGCCAUCGGCGCCCCUAAAUUUGGCCUGGAAAUCUUAUCGAGCUUUUGUCUCUGCUUCCCCUAAUCCUCCAGCGAAAUGAAAUCGAGGGAAAUUUAGGAUUAGAUUUCUCUCGCUAAUCUUCCCAAUCGAGAAAAGUUUUGCAUCAUAUCGGUCAUUUUUUCCUCCGUUCUUCACCACUUCUGUAUUCAUUCGCUCUUAGAGCUGCUCUAAAUGUGGGGUGGUGGCCUGAUCGGAACCACCGUGUUCAUCGUACUCUUGCAGGUGGCUUCGACACCGCCCACGCCGCCGCCCGGUAAGAUUUCUCCGCCGCCGACGAUCGAUCUCGAGGGGUGUUGAAUCGGAUCACUCGGAUGGCUGAACUCCGAGUCUUUCUCUCUCCUCUCGCUGCAGCGCCUACGACAGGGCCGCCAUCAAGUUCAGGGGAGUGGACGCCGACAUCAACUUCAACCUUGAAGACUACGAGGAGGAUCUGCGACAGGUACAGUCGACCGCCCUCGAUCGGCUUCUGACGACGAACUGAACUGCACUGUUGGGGAAUCAAUCCGAGUGAAAACGCCGCUCGAUCGGUGACAGAUGGGGAAUCUCAGCAAGGAGGAGUUCGUCCACGUGCUGAGGCGACAGAGCACGGGCUUCCCCCGGGGGAGCUCCAAGUUCCGCGGCGUCACCCUUCACAAAUGUGGGAAGUGGGAGGCGAGGAUGGGCCAGUUCUUGGGGAAGAAGUAAGAAACAGCAGAAAACAACUCUCCCUUGGUUCUUCGGAUUCCUCUGAUUUUCCUGCAUUGAUUUCCCCUCGCUCCUCUGGAUCCCCCUUCAACAGGUACGUAUAUCUGGGCCUCUUCGACACGGAGGUGGAGGCCGCGAGGUACCUUCCCUCCUCCAUUUUUCUCUCUUUCCUCUUCCACCAAUCUUCGUCCUCUGCAAGACUUGCCAACUGGUUUUGCGCAGGGCCUACGACAAGGCGGCGAUCAAGUGCAAUGGCAGGGACGCCGUCACCAACUUUGACCUGUCUUCCUACGAGAAUGAGCUCAGUUCCGCGGGUCAACUUUUAUUCCAAUCGUUUUCUUCCUUUUUUGUUUUUUUUUCCUUCCAAAAUCUGAUCUUUUUGAUCCUUCCUGCAUUCGCGAUUGAUGUCUGCAGUCGGGGGGGAAGUCAACGAUCUCGAUCUCAGUCUGGGCGGCUCCGGCUCCAAGAGCAGCAGCAGUCUUUCGGAGGCGGAUAAUGGAGUCAGCGGCAGGGGGCCGACGACGAAGGUGGGCAGCACUUUGCCCAGAUUUCUCUGCCUCCAAGAGGAAAGCUUUUGACGUCUUCGUGGUCUUACUAGAUCUCUCUUUGCUAUCUCCAGCAUGAGCACGGCACAGGCUACUACUACUACGGCGAGCCGCCGCCGCCGCUGAAUCAGUUCAUCCUCCGGCCCUUCGGUCCCUCGGGCUUCCCUCAGGUGGGGGCGCCGCCGGUGUGGGGCAGCGAUCAGCAGCUGCAGCGUGGCCUGCAGGUGGCGGGCUACGGCGGCGCCGGCGGCGGUUCGCCUCAGCUGCUCGCCGCCCUUCUGCAGCAUCAUCAGGAUUCCCGCAGCAGAUCGUAAGACCUUUUUAGGCCCCGCUGCAGAAGAAAGAAUGGCUCUUUGAUCACCAUUCGAUGGAGCCCAUUUGACCCACCACCACCACCACCACCACCGCCGCCGCCGCCGCCGCCGCCGUUCUUCCUCUUCUUCCCUCGCUGUGAGGCGUCUGCAUCGACGCCAUUAAUUCCUCGCCCAGUUGUGCUCUUGCCUGGCCCCUCCCCCCCACCCACCCGUGGAGCCACUUCCGUCUGCACGAAGAAAAAGGCCCCAAGAUAGAGGAUCCGGCGUGGCCCUUCCUCCGCUCGCCUCUUCUCCUCCCAGCACUCUGUGGACCGGCCGAUCUUUUGACCUCUGAUACUCUUACUGUUCGCUGGUUGGCUCUGCGACUCACAGGAAUCUAG